UAGUACCAAAUUUUGACAAGUCUCUUUCCUUAAACAAUAAUGAUUGAGAAACUCACACUAACAAAGCAAAAAAAAAAAAGGAAAAAUAUGCUCCCCGUCAGUUUAUGUAACACCUUCUCAAUUUAGAGUUACAAACAAAUUGUGUAAAAUAAAAAUAAAAAUAAAAACCAUAAAUAAUUUGAGGAGGAGGGAGCAGGAGUUUCGGUGUUAAUUCCCACAGAAACACCCUCGUGCGUCUAGCCUUAUUUGUCGCCAACUAUCUCUCUCUCAAAUAAUUCAAUUUAAAUGCCAAGCUCUGGCAAUAGAAUGGCACUCAUCAUAUAUUAAUAUGUACAUAUAAAAUAAUAUACGUGCACUCCUCUUAAUUGAACUUCUUCUCACUUUCAGAUCUCCACAAAAUAUUUGAAUCACACUCUUCUCUUUCACUAUUAAUUCUGUCUUUAUUUGGAUCUUGCCUUAAUCUUCUUGUCCCCCUAUAGGUACGUACAAUCUUUCUUCUUUAGCUUUAAUAAUGGGUCAUUAUUUCAUUUGAAUUCAAGUUUGCUUUGAUGUUUCCUUCCGAAGUUAUCUUUAUUGAGCUAGGUUCUCAUCCUAAAGAGUUUGCUUCAGCUGAUAUAACCUGUUGAAUGAUCAAUCUUGGUGCUGGAUUUCUGCGGUUUAUAUUUUCGAGUUUAUAAGAAGUAUAGAGAGAUUUAAUUUGAGUGGAGUUUUCAUGGAUCAUAUCUCAUCAACACCUUGUGAUUUUGUGGUUGAUCUUGAGAUGUGCAAGAGCCCGAGCGAAGAAGCAGCAAGUCCUGAUCCUAUUCAAGUAGGGAAGAGUUUUUUCAACAAUAUAUGUGAUGAUGAAGAACUUGUUCAAGCUGAAAAUGGGCUUUGUAUGAUCAGCAAUGUAAAGGAUAAGGUCAAGGGGUUAGUGGCUGAUAAUAGUGUAGAGAAGAAAAAACUGAAAGAUAAGCGUAAAUCCACAAGUGCUAAAAAGCCUCCCAGACCUCCAAGAGGAUUGUCCUUGGAUGCUGCUGACCAGAAACUUAUCGAAGAGAUCGCUGAACUCACAAUGAUUAAACGUGCACGGAUUGAGCGAAUUAAGGCUUUGAAGAAACUGAAAGCAGCAAAAGCAUCUUCAACUUCAUCUUCGACAGGCAGUGUCCUUGCCUUUCUGUUCACUGUCAUCUUCUUUCUCGUGCUGUGUUUUCAAGGGAUGUCCUCUGGAAGUUCAGUUGUGAGUUCUCAUGAUUCGCCUCAACCAUUAUUCAACAAUACUACUCCGAUCUAUCCGCUAGAACUGCUGCUAAGAGUUCUGGGUCACCCAAUUUAGUUGAGCAGGUUUCUGAUUCGGAUCUGAGGGAUGGCCCGAAAAGAGUCACGACUUGAAGUAUAGUGUGAUUGUGGUGAAUUUUAGAAUUUGCAAAUAUGAAUAGGAACUGCCAACAUGUCUAUGAUUUUGCGCAAGUUCUGCGGGAACUGUUAAACCUUGACUAAACAUGAGACCUGCAACAUUUGUAUACCUUGUACAGUGAUAUAUGCUGUUUGGUGAGAGAAGUAAAUGCUUCUGCAGCAUGCUAGGAUGUCUGUGGAAUUGCUAAUUAAGAAGCUUGCCUCAUAUUGAGUGAGUUAGUUUUCUUGGGGAGUUAUGUUCGUAACAAAAUAACGACCGGUUUUAGUCUAUACGUAGGAUAAUACAGUUCACUGAAUAGUGAGAGUUUUGCGAGUUUGAAGAGGAUGAGGAGGAAAAAGACCCUUCAAGCGCUACUAAAGCCUUGACAUUAUGCAGAGUGGCCUGAUUGUGUCUUUUCUUCUUGUCAUUUGGAGUUUGUUACUCAGAGUUGCCGGUUAAUGUAGUGCCACAAUGUUGUUGAUGCUGAUUAGGAAAUUUAUUAUGUGUUUUGAGUUUAAUUUCUAUGUGCUGAUAGCAGAUAAUAUUUACUCCAUUUUAAUGAUAAAACAUUGUUGGGGAUUUGGUAAAGAUUGUAACGAAUCCCACUGAUGUGACAAAGCGUUUGAUACUUGGCAAAUUUGAAUGUUGGAAUACUUGCUCAGU
Messenger RNA from Lycium barbarum (goji berry), 2038 nucleotides. RefSeq lists its product as uncharacterized. Lineage: Eukaryota; Viridiplantae; Streptophyta; Magnoliopsida; Solanales; Solanaceae. The record is from RefSeq and is a predicted model, not a curated record. The transcript has 4 exons. The coding region runs from base 713 to 1315 and encodes 200 amino acids.